This is a messenger RNA of Globicephala melas (long-finned pilot whale), 2543 nucleotides long. Its product is annotated as lysine-specific demethylase 4D-like. Gene Ontology annotation, biological process: regulation of gene expression; chromatin remodeling. Gene Ontology annotation, molecular function: histone H3K9 demethylase activity. The record is from RefSeq and is a predicted model, not a curated record. Lineage: Eukaryota; Metazoa; Chordata; Mammalia; Artiodactyla; Delphinidae. Gene Ontology annotation, cellular component: chromatin; nucleus.
AAGCUAUGAAGUCUAAGUCCAACUGGGCCCAGAACCCAAGUUGUAGCAUAAUGGUAUUUCGUCCAACCAAAGAAGAGUUUAAUGAUUUCAAUAAAUACAUUGCUUAUAUGGAAUCCCAAGGUGCACACCGAGCAGGCCUGGCUAAGAUCAUUCCAGCCCAGGACUGGAAAGCCAGAGAGACCUAUGAUGACAUCGAUGACAUCUUAAUAGCCGCUCCCCUCCAGCAGGUGAUUUCUGGGCAGGCAGGUGUGUUUACUCAGCACCACAAAAAGAAGAAAGCCGUGACCGUGAGCGAGUAUCACCACUUAACAAACAGUGAAACACACCAGACUCCAUUCUACUCUAAUUUUGAGGAUCUGGAGCGAAAAUAUUGGAAAACACGCCCCUAUGGUUCACCAGUAUAUGGUGCGGACGUCAGUGGCUCCUUAUUCGAUGAAAACACGAAGCAGUGGAGCCUUGGACACCUGGGAACCAUUCAGGACCUGCUGGAACAGGAGUGCGGAGUGGUCAUCGAGGGCGUCAACACCCCCUACCUUUACUUCGGCAUGUGGAAGACCGCCUUCGCCUGGCACGUGGAGGACAUGGAACUUUACAGCAUCAACUACCUGCACUUUGGGGAGCCCAAGACUUGGUACGCGGUGCCCCUGGAGCACGGCCGGCGCCUGGAACGCCUGGCCAGGGAGCUUUUCCCGGGCAGCUCGUGGGGCUGUAAGGCAUUCCUGCAGCACAAGGUGGCUCUCAUCUCGCCCACGGUCCUCAAGGACAAUGGCAUCCCCUUCGGUCGGGUCACUCAGGAGGCUGGAGAGUUCAUAGUGACGUCCUAUGGCUACCACUCUGGCUUCAACCAUGGUUUUAACUGCGCAGAAGCCAUCAAUUUCGCCUCCCUGCGCUGAAUCGAUUAUGGCAAAGUGGCAUCACAGUGCAGCUGUGGGGAGGCCCAGGUCGCCUUCUCCAUGGACGCCUUCGUGCACAUCCUGCAACCGGAGCGCUACGAGCUGUGGAAACGCGGGCAGGACCAGACCGUGGUGGACCACACGCAGCCCACGGAGCCCAGCAGCCAGUUCCUGAACGCCUGGAGGGAGGUCCGCGCACCUGGGGCACCCACGCUCCGCCGGAGGCACGGUCCGUCCCGCAGCGCCUCGCACUGCCGUCCACCAGUGGCCGCCUGCCAUGGGACCCGCUGUAGAGCCCCUGUGGAUCCUGCGUCCCCGACCCCCUUGCCGGCCCAGGGUUCUUGCUCUGCUGCCCAGUUCGGGGCUGCGGCUGCCUACAGCUCCGCAGAGCCUGGCCUGACUCCGCCGCUGACCGCAGGUCCAUCUGCUGCACAUCUCCCCCUACCUGGACGAUACGGUCCUUGUCAUCGUCCUUGGGAAGAGGGGACUCAGGAUCCGACUGUCCGGGCCCGGACUAAGAGGCGCCUCUCCUUAGACACAACGCACCCAUCUCUGGACUUAGAAGCUCAGCUCCCGUUUGCUGGCGAUCCCUUGAUGGACAACCCUGCAUUGCUGAGCCCAUGGCUGCAGCAUCCUUCUAAGCCUUCCGGGUGCUGUUGCGCCCCUGAUCUUCAACCCUUGGGUCCUCCAUUGGAUCCCGAAAAUGCGAUGCACCCUGGCCCAUGCCUGCCAUCUCUGGAGGGUAUUACAUCCAGUGUCCUUGACAGCCUCCCUUUGAUUCCUCCCAACGUUCCUGGGACUGUGAGAGUGUUUCCCAGGGACGAUGCUGGGAACUGCAGGGCCCCUGUGAACUUCUGUGAGAUUUUAAGUUUGGACCACUCUUAUGCCUCUAAGAGUCUUGUCCCAGCUGUAGAGGCCAGUCUCCCGCACACCCUUGACUGUGAUCCCCUGGGGCUAAAGCUAGAGGCACCUGCAUCUCUUGAGUCCUGCGAGGAAUUCCUCACCAAUGCAUGGUAUUCAAUCUGUGAGCCCAUGACUACUGAAGAAUUUGCUAAAUGUGACUUUAUCUGACCCUCCACCCCAGAAACCACAGAAGCUCCCAGCCAAGCAACAAUCUGGGCUGGGCCUGUCCUCAGUGGAGAUGCUUUUAUCUCCUAGAAAUGACACAUUUCUCAAGCUGCCAGAUGCUUUCUACCAUGACAGCCAGGGCUCCUAGCAGCCUCUGAAGUGGACCUUCCCACGAGGACAGCUGCCAUAGAAUGUUGUACCUCUCAGGUAUUCUCAUCCCGCUGCUGAACUUUGAUGGGCCUUUGGCUUCUGCCUUGGCUUGGAUGGUAUGGACACUGCUUGCUUCUGAUGGCAGGGAAUGGUCCAAACGUGGGGCUGCCUGAGCCCCUGGACACCAGCCGUGUACCUUGUUGCUUCAUCUUCUGGGCCCUGCAGACUAAGGACACUGCAUAGUGGCCAUCUUGCACCCCUCCUAAGGCACUGUAGCUGUACAGGCAAAAGAGCCUGCAUUUUCCACCACUUCUUUCUCUUCACCACAGACCAUAAAAAGCUAUAGUAGCAAGUUCACAGUGUGCUUCCAGCCUUAUGCAUUCCAGUAAGAUUUUUUCUUUUAAUUGCCCAUCUUCGUACAGCCUAAAAAUA